This is a messenger RNA of Hirsutella rhossiliensis, 921 nucleotides long. Its product is annotated as TLC domain-containing protein. The record is from RefSeq and is a predicted model, not a curated record. Bases 1 to 921 code for a protein of 306 amino acids. NCBI's taxonomy places the organism in Eukaryota, Fungi, Ascomycota, Sordariomycetes, Hypocreales, Ophiocordycipitaceae. The transcript has 3 exons. Gene Ontology annotation, cellular component: membrane; endoplasmic reticulum. Gene Ontology annotation, biological process: lipid homeostasis.
AUGAAGGACCCCUUCUUCAUUGCCCCCAUUCCCUGGGUCGUCCAACGGGCACAGCCUUUGUGCGACCGUCUCCAUCUGCCCACACUGCCUCUGCACAUACACGAAAUCGUCGCAGCCGCGCUUCUCUACUCGGUCGUCUUCUACCCGCUCUCGCCCCUCCUGUCGAACCUGCUGGUGCCCGGGCACUAUGCCAAGCUGCCGCGCAAGAAGCGCCUGAAUUGGGACGCCCAUGUCGUGUCCAUGAUCCAGAGCACCCUCAUCAAUGCGCUGGCUCUCUGGAUCAUGCUUGUUGACGAUGAGCGCCGCAACAUGGACCAAGAGGAGCGAGUCUGGGGUUACACAGGUGCCGCUGGCAUGAUACAGGCACUGGCUGCCGGCUACUUUGUUUGGGAUUUAAUCGUCACCAGCCGCAACCUAGAUGUCUUCGGUCUCGGCACUUUGGCCCAUGCCAUUGCCGCCUUGCUCGUCUAUUGCCUUGGCUUCCGACCAUUUGUUAACUAUUACGGCUGCAUCUUUAUCCUCUGGGAACUUUCAACCCCGUUCUUGAAUCUUCACUGGUUCAUGGACAAGCUUGACAUGACCGGCUCUCGCGCGCAGCUCUACAAUGGAUUCCUGCUCCUCUUCAGCUUCUUCUCCUGCCGUCUCGUCUACGGAACCUAUCAGUCUGACUCGGCUGUCAUGACGUUCGCGACGGACAAGUCCACUGUCCCACUUUGGCUCGCCACUCUGUACUUGGCCAGCAACCUGACCCUCAACAGCCUCAACUUCUAUUGGUUCAUCAUGAUGAUAAGAGCAGUCCGCAAGCGUUUCGAGCCGGGACCGGAAGAACCAAAGGGACGGCUGAUUGAGGUCAAUGUGGAGAUACAUUCUGUCGCUUCCGGCGUGACCGAUCGUCGUAUUCCGCAGAGACGCAAGGUAUGA